Funneliformis geosporum is the source of this 285-nucleotide messenger RNA. Lineage: Eukaryota; Fungi; Glomeromycota; Glomeromycetes; Glomerales; Glomeraceae. The record is from the annotation of a GenBank genome assembly.
AUGAUCCCUGUUUUAUCGGCUAUUUAUCCCAUAUAUGUCCUAUAUGGGGGUAGAAUUACCACCUGGCAGAAUUAUUCUGUGAUCCCCGAUGGGCUUCUCGGAACUGGAAUCAUUCGGUGCUUAACCGGUCAAUACAUUUAUGAUACCAUUGAAGCUACCCAAGCGGAUGAUAACAUUGAAAUGACAACGGUUUAUUACAGGGAUUUGGAUUCAACACCGAGAAAUACUGAAGAUGAUAAGAAACUAAACACCAUUCAAAAAUUAAUUAACAAAUCAUUCAGAUAG